Messenger RNA from Gryllus bimaculatus (two-spotted cricket), 884 nucleotides. The record is from the annotation of a GenBank genome assembly. Lineage: Eukaryota; Metazoa; Arthropoda; Insecta; Orthoptera; Gryllidae.
AGCAGUAGUGCACAUCAGAGACGGAAAUGGCGCCCACACAUCCAUCAACGAAGCUCGCUGCCCUCACGCUGUUGGUGCUGGUGGCGCGGGGCGUGCGGGGCGCGAGUCCGCAGCAGGUGGUGACGUCGCUGGGGCUGCACGCGGCGGCGGAGGCCAUGGCGGCGAUGGAGGAGGGCACCAGCCACCAGAACGAAGCCGCCACCGUCAACGGCCUGCGCGCCGCCCUCGACGCCGGGCGCGCCGCCCUCGAGCUCUACGCCGCCGCCUCGGACGUGGAACCGGUCAAGCCGCACGGGCUGCUGCUCACGAUCGCCAACGCUGUCAGCUUCGGCAGCGACACCGACACCAAGGCCAAGGACAACACCAAAGGCAAUGGCACCGGCAACGGUGGCGACGGCGGCAACAAAGGCGAAGAUUCUUCGGAAUCCAAUAUCAGUACGCUCCUGAACAUGGGAAAGCAGGUUUGGCAACUUCUCCAAGGUGUUCGCUAAUCGGAUUCUAAGUUGCGUACGUUCCCGUCGUAUUUUCGUACGAGGAAUGCUUUAUGUUAACAAAAUUACGGAUGUGGGUGCUUUAAAGUAAAAUAUUACGACUUUUGUAUUGGGGGUCCAAAGUAUUAGACCAAUGCUAAUAAUUUAUAGUAUUAACGAACUAUUCAUAGUAUGAUGUUGAAUCACAAUAUCACCUUUUUAAUUGUGAGUAUCUGACAAAAACAUUUUCGUUAAACCAAUGAACAAAAUCAAUUUAACACAUCUAUAAAUAUGCACAGAAAUUAUAAGUUGUGAUAUAUUUGCACUGACCUUCAUAAAUUUUUAGGUUCAUUAAAUAAUAAUUUUCAUUACUGCAAAAUAUCUUAAAAUGUAUAUUAAGUAUGUAAAUAAAUG